Polyodon spathula (Mississippi paddlefish) is the source of this 1701-nucleotide messenger RNA. RefSeq lists its product as uncharacterized. NCBI's taxonomy places the organism in Eukaryota, Metazoa, Chordata, Actinopteri, Acipenseriformes, Polyodontidae. The transcript is spliced from 9 exons. Bases 1 to 1392 code for a protein of 463 amino acids. The record is from RefSeq and is a predicted model, not a curated record.
AUGAACAAUAGAAAAGGCAGUGUGGGCAUGAAGGUAGGUCAUCAUCACGUGACACUAGUAUAUGGCAUAUCCCAGGCUGUGGACAAUAGAAAAGGCAGAGUGGCCAUGAAGGUAGGUCAUCAUCACAUGAUGCCAGUAUAUGGCAUGUCCCAGGCUGUGGACAAUGCCGCUGUUGAAAUUAAAGAUAUUCAAGAGGAAUGUCGUUGUGGAGAUAUAUUUGAACAGUCUGCCCAGAUGAAUGAGACUGAAGAAUUUCCAAAGGCAAUCAACAUUCCGUCUCGCUUCCAUAGCUCUGUGGUUCCUUUACCGCUCUUGAAAUCUAAAAGGCUUACAGUUCAAGACAGUGACAGUGAAGACGAUGUGGCAGUGUCGCUAAAGAAAAGCAUCUGUGCCCCAGGAAACUCUAGAGCUCAGGUUUCGGAAUUGAAACCCUUUGCAGACCUGACCGAAAGAGAAAUGCAGAAGAAAACGGAUGCCGAAAGACAACGCAAUAAAAGACGGCUGAGAGAAAAGCAGAGACAGAGUCAGAAGACUGAUCUUGGGGAAAUGGGAAUGUCUCAGCGCCCAAAAGCAGACACACGAGAGACCAAUAACAAAAGCACCAAGAAAGAUGAGGCGAGCAGAAGGAAGAAGAAUAGGAAAGACAAAGAGCUUGCUGCAUGGAAAAGAGCUCAGGCUCAGAUAGAGUCUCUUUUGGAUUCACAACCAGGAACUGUCGACGCACGUUUCAGGAAUAUGAAAGCACCCCAGGCUUUUCCUUGGAAAUCAACUCGGGUCCAAGACUUAAGUCAUCGAGUGCCUCAAAUGGAAUUUAAUUCCUAUGGAGUCCCCCCUGUGACAGCAUACCCCACACGCAAUGGAGAAUGGCCCUGGAUGAACCCUCCUCAGGCUGCUUUUAGAGGACCUUUGCCUUAUCCAUGGCAAACAGGUCCGUUACCAAACACAAGGCACAAUGCAGAAUUUAUGAGAUGCGUCCAGAACCCUUUCCAGUCACUGUAUAAUCAUCCAGUGCCUUAUUCCCAGGAUCAAUCCUUCAUUUUCUCUCAGUAUUCUGACCUACCUGGUUCAAUGCAAGAUGACGGUGAUGAGGCACGUGGCAGUGAAUCAAAAUCGACAGAGUCUAAUUCCCCGCAAAGCAAUCAAGGAACACAAACCCAGACUUUGUCAAUGAAUACUGAAACCACCUACCACCCAGGGCUCCCAGUUCUGAGCCCUGGUUCUGGACACUACCUGCAACUCCUGAUGUCAUUAACUUCUCAGCCCACAGAUCUUGCUGCCAUACAGGUUGGAAGCAGGGGAGAAGUCUUGAAUAAAAACGGCAGUCAAACCUCCCCUACUGGGCAGUUCAGUGAGGGACAUGAGCAAUCAAGAGAACGCAGUAAAAAAACAUAGUAAGAGUAUGGCUUCCACAGACGAAGCACAGAUAUCAGAGGCAAAUCUUUAUAGCAUCGUACAACAGUAAUAGUUCAGGUGUUCGACAUUUCAACAAUUUUCUGUUAGUUUCAGGCAGAUUUUGGAAUCUAUAUUCAUUGGUUUUACUGAAAACAUCUGAUGUAAUCGAAGCAAUUAUUUUCUCAAAGUAAUAUUUUUUAAUCAAAUUAUUUUUUUUUAAUAGAUUAUAUUUUAUGGAAUGCAUGCCUUUGAUUAAGAGCAGUGGCAACGUUUAAAAAACUAAUGUUGAUUAGUUAAUGUAUAUCUUGU